CAGGACAUAAUUGUCCAACCACGUGGGAAAUUGGGUGCUGUUAUAAAAAACAAAGUGCGGGUACAAGCACCGACCUGAAUCAUUGAAAUAGAGCACUGACAUUCGAAAGUGCGAGCUCUAGAGCGAAGAGGAACCAGGAGCCUGUCAUGGUAUGGUAUUCCAUUAAAUCAUUCAUCCUCUUGUACCUGGAAUUGUCCCUCUCAUAGAUUGUCAUUUGUCAUUUAUGUGCUUAGUUAUUGAGUUUUUUUUAGCUAUGGAGUGUUGGAUUGAAGCUUUGUAUGUCAUCAAAUCUCAUAUCGAGUAUACCUCAAUUCUAUUCACAUCUUUCCAUUUGAUAAAAUGCUUCACUGAAAUCUCUUUUACUAUUCUGAAGUAUGUGUGACUGAAGUUCUUUAGUUUCUUUUUGUUUUUUUCAUGUUGAAGUCAAUAAUGUUUAUGUAUCUAACUCUUCGUUCAGCCUCCUAAGUUCCGUCCAGGUAAAAUAACUGUACGGGAAAGUGUCACGGCCAAGUACUUGGGGACAUACACUUUGAAUUUAGAUGAAGAAUCAACUACACCCACAUUGAUGUACACACGCUUUAUAGUGAAUAUUGUGCAAGGAGAGACCGAAAUAUCUCGAGAAUUUGUAGAGCUCUCGAAAUAUCAUAAACUGCUUUUGCUGCGAGAACAGAGCACUCAGAAAUUUAGUUACUUCGAUGUGGAAGUCACGGCCUAUAAGAGAAAAGUAACUCUAAGGUUUUUAGCCGGCUCAUUGUACUUAAUUGCAUUUAAACCAGAAUACGAUGAUACGUGGUAUGAGAUGAAAGGAUGGAGAGAGCCUGAAUGGUUGCUGGUUGAAUUAAAGGGGGUAAAAGAAGUCUUGCCUAGUGUUUUUGUAACUUACUGUUGUCUAGAGAAGUCUGGUGAUCGCCUAAAUCUUACCCUUGGGAUGUCACAAAUUGCGGAGGCUACAAAGAGGCUUGGAGGGUAUGUGGACGGCAGAGUAAGGGCGUCUUAUGACGUUAAGCCCUCUAUAUUGCAAUUCGCACAAUGUAUUUCAGAAUCCAUUAGAUUCAGUUCAAUAUUCCGAAGAAUAACACAGAACUUUGAAGUGGGAGCAUGUUUGGACGAGAGGAUGGUGGAAGAUCAAAAUAGAUGGGGCAACUAUUGCAAAGAAAUCUUAAAUAGGGCAGUAAAUUUGCAUCCGGGUAAUAACUUAUUUUUCAUAUAACAUUGUUUCUGAUGUGAUGAUAAAUUUAACGACGACUAUAUGAAUGUAGGUAAAGACGAGAAAGGUAUUUCUAGGGGUGCUCUUGAAGUGAGAGUUCUUCUAAGACCGGCUUUCAUCAAAUUUAAAGAACUAUCAACAGAUAGGGAAACGAAUCAAACGACCUUCAGGUGUGAGGGGGAAGAGCUCGGAUGGAGCUAAGGAGGUGACAUACUUCAUGCCAAUGCUGGCUCUGCAGACGCACUAGCAUUCUUUUUACCCGGUGUUAGUCAGACUGGGAAAGUGUUGCAUCUAACAAAAGCUAUGCAAGGCCGAUCCUAACAUUUAUUAGACAACUUGAGAGGCGGGAGAAGAGGGAGAAGUCCCAAACGAACUCGGAUCAGAGAAAUAGAACUGAUAUGUGUCUUCUUUAGUUGGAUGAGAGUACGGCUUUGGAGAGGGCACAUUCGUGUGAACGAUUGGUCUAUUUUCUUUUUUUCUUCCAUCUUUUAUCUACUUUAUUUUUCUAUGUUCUUGUUUUAUUUUUAUCAUUUUUCUUUCUUAUGCUCUUUUAUUUCUUUAUCUUUUAUCUUUUUUAUGUUCUUAUGUUAUUGUUAUCUUAUAUUUAUUACUCGUAUUAUUUUAUCCAUUCUAUCUUACUUUGUUUUUCUUCUUAUCUUUCUUCUCUUUUUUAGUCUGAUAUCAUGGAUUGAUUCAUGUUAGCCGAUCCCAAAAUCAUUUGGAAUGAGACUAGGAUCUUCUAGUUGUUGUUGAGAUGAAUUUUUGUAAAAAGCCAUUGAAUAUUGUAAAAUUUGCAUAUCAAGAUUCAUAAGCAGUAAUUUAAUUUAUAUGCUUACACCAAAUAAAUAAAACCCACACACAGUG
This is a messenger RNA of Cuscuta epithymum, 2071 nucleotides long. The record is from the annotation of a GenBank genome assembly. Lineage: Eukaryota; Viridiplantae; Streptophyta; Magnoliopsida; Solanales; Convolvulaceae.